AUGUCUACCAAGGCAGUUCAUUUGGAAUUAGUUGGGGAUUUAAGCACUGAUUCUUUCUUAGGCGCGUUAAAACGUUUUGUAGCUCGAAGGGGAAGAUGUAGCCACAUUUGGAGCGAUCAAGGCACUAAUUUUGUAGGUGCCAACAAGGAAUUGUUGGAGCUGUUCCAACAGGCUAAUUUACAAAUACCAGGCCAUCUACCAGCUACUUUAGCAGAAGAUGGCAUACAAUGGCACUUCAAUCCACCUUACAGUCCAAAUUUUGGAGGCUUAUGGGAAGCGGGGGUGAAAUCCAUCAAAUAUCACUUGCGAAGAAUUUUAGAUAAGCAUCUAACUUUCGAAGAGAUGACAACAUUGCUGUGCCAGAUAGAAGCAUGCUUAAAUUCCAGACCGUUGUGUCCAAUCGACAAUAACAGAUACUGA
This is a messenger RNA of Colias croceus (clouded yellow), 420 nucleotides long. RefSeq lists its product as uncharacterized. The coding region runs from base 1 to 420 and encodes 139 amino acids. The transcript has a single exon. Gene Ontology annotation, biological process: DNA integration. Gene Ontology annotation, molecular function: nucleic acid binding. The record is from RefSeq and is a predicted model, not a curated record. NCBI's taxonomy places the organism in Eukaryota, Metazoa, Arthropoda, Insecta, Lepidoptera, Pieridae.